This is a messenger RNA of Myzus persicae (green peach aphid), 921 nucleotides long. RefSeq lists its product as uncharacterized. The record is from RefSeq and is a predicted model, not a curated record. Lineage: Eukaryota; Metazoa; Arthropoda; Insecta; Hemiptera; Aphididae. The transcript has a single exon. Bases 1 to 921 code for a protein of 306 amino acids.
AUGGUGAGACUUCCAUUCCGACAACCAUCUCCUCAGCUUGGUGACUCAAAGACAUUCGCUCUGCAACGGUUCAAGACUCUAGAACAACGACUGAGUAAAAAUCCGGAUCUUCGUCAACAAUAUGUUGAAUUCAUGCAGGACUACUUGUCUACUGGACACAUGGAACUAAUCCCUCCGUCAACCAUUGACACUCCGCGUAACUAUUACAUUCCUCAUCACUGCAUAUUGAGACCAGACAGUAAGACGACAAAACUUCGUGUCGUGUUCAAUGCGUCUGCUCAAACAACCACGGGUAAAUCACUCAAUGAGAGCAUGUACACUGGACCGAAACUCCAGCCAGACAUUCGAAUUGUAUUGUUACGAGCCCGUCUAAGGAAGUAUUUGUUUAUUACAGAUAUAAAACAAAUGUAUCGGCAAAUACUCGUCCAUCCUGAUGAUAGAGAUUAUCAACGGAUAUUAUGGCGAUUUUCACCUACUUCGAAAAUGGAAGAAUAUCGUCUCUGCACCGUGACAUAUGGCACCUCAGCAGCUCCAUUCCAAGCUUUACGCACAAUUCGUGAGUUGGCAAAAAUUGAUGGUGCUCGGUCGACCCGUGCUGCUGCAGUUCUGCUUAAUGAUACAUUUGUUGACGAUGUCCUCACUGGGGCCAAUUCCGUACAAGAAGCCCUUGAAUGUCAAAAGGAACUCAUUCAACUGUGUUCGCGUGCACAAUUCGAACUCCGCAAAUGGGCAAGCAACUGCAGUGAACUCCUACAUGCCGUUUCUGAGGACACUCGUGCAAUGUCUCCGUUAGUGCUCUUUGACGCUAGUGAAGAGCCCGCCUUGAAGCUCCUUGGCCUCAACUGGGACCCAGCAUCUGACACGUUUUUAUUCAAAACCCAUUUAAUGGCAAAAGGUCCAACAAAACGCUCAAUACUUUAA